AUGACUCACGACCUGGACCCCACAACCCAAAACACCAAAACCUCCAAGGACCUCCUCAGGCAAUGUGUCAAUAUCCUCGCUGAGCUGGACGAGCUACAGGCUCUACUAAAAGAGACGCUCCGGAAUCCGCAGCUAGUGGAAGUGCGGCAGUUCCGGUCAAAUGUGAACGCGGAGCUAAAAAUGUUGCAGAAACUAGAGCGACAGAUCCAAGCCAGUGUCACGAUGACGGCUAAAGAUUCUGACCCAGAUAUCCAGGAUUCAGAGGUUUCUUUGCGUCUUGUACAUGCGCUUCGCUCGUCAAAUUUGCCAUUUUACCAGGCUGUCUGGGAUAUAGUGAAGGGUUCGUGCGUGGGAUUAUUGGCGCUUGGAAAAAGAUUUUACUGGGAGUCCGAGACAAAUCCUAAAGAAGUUAAUGAGUCUAGCCUCCCAGGGAAGCAGCCGAGCAAAGAUAAACGCAAGAGUGUUUAUGUCGAUGUGGUUGCGGACGAUGGAGAGGAAUGGGUUAAAGUCUCGACUAUCUCGGAGAGCAGACUGCUGUUUGAGAUGGCGAAAAAAGGCUGGGAAGGCGAUGACUCUGAUGAAAUGUCUGAAGAGGAAGUUAUUCUACAGAACUUCCACGGCGAGAACGGUGAAGAUGAUGAUGAAGGGGAGCUUGAGCUCAUUCAGCUAGCGCGGGAUCUAAGGAAGGCUGCUAAUAGUACGCGGGUCAGAUAUAGACAUCCCCGAGUACGAAUUGUUCUGCCCAAAAUCGAAGAGGGAAAUUUUCCUGAAAUUAACGAGAUGAUUAAAGAGAUGCGGAGUUUCGAUAUCCAGGUCGACUGUCAGAACACUUUGGCAGUGAACUCCAGCACUCUGGACCUCACUCGACUUCUGCCUCGACCGUACAAGAAGUUCACUUCUACUCUGAAUGUGGAUUGCACUCUCUUGCUUGCAAUUGUGUCUGAUUUGUCACACAUAAAAGAUAUCCCUGUGUCACCAAGCUUUCACAAAGCUAUCGUUCGCCAAAUAGAGGUCGAGAGAGAGAAGCCUCUGCUCCCUAGUGAACUCUGGCCUGCCAUGGGUGGAAAUGAGUUGGUCUGCACUGAGGAAGCGGCGAUGCGAAUGCGUGAGAUUGUGGAAACAAUUGGCUCAGAUAAAGAAAUGGAUCGAAUGAACAUCCUAAUGGCAUACGCUCCGUAUGAUCACUUGGAUCGCCAAGCUCUCAUCAAGGUAUUCCAGGAACUGUCUGAUUAUGACAUCCCGACGGAGUGGAAGCUUCCUAUUAGAGUCAUUGAUGCACAGGCUGCUAUAUCCACCGAUAAAGUGCAGGGAAAGCUUCCUCCAUUGGCAGACCGAGUCAUAGAAGGCUUGUCUGAUAUCAACUACAGUGUUUUCAUCUAUGGGUGGGUCACUGGGAUGACGACCAUCUCCAGCAAUCGAACAAUUGACAGGCAGAUAGAAGCCACGAUUGAAAAAUAUCGGGAUGGCAACGAGGAUCUUGAGGGACCUCCAGUCUGGAUCUGUGAUACAGCUCGCAGUCUGGCGGGGAAAGACAGAAAUCGGAAGGCAUAG
Molecule: messenger RNA, 1551 nt
Organism: Penicillium taxi
Lineage: Eukaryota; Fungi; Ascomycota; Eurotiomycetes; Eurotiales; Aspergillaceae
Exons: 1
Coding region: 1-1551 (516 amino acids)
Source: RefSeq, a predicted model, not a curated record